Messenger RNA from Carlito syrichta (Philippine tarsier), 1304 nucleotides. RefSeq names its product elongator acetyltransferase complex subunit 5 (gene ELP5). Gene Ontology annotation, molecular function: tRNA binding. Gene Ontology annotation, biological process: tRNA wobble uridine modification. Gene Ontology annotation, cellular component: elongator holoenzyme complex; nucleus; cytosol. The coding region runs from base 159 to 1052 and encodes 297 amino acids. Lineage: Eukaryota; Metazoa; Chordata; Mammalia; Primates; Tarsiidae. The record is from RefSeq and is a predicted model, not a curated record. The transcript is spliced from 9 exons.
CAUGAAAUAUUGAACGUAAUCACCUCUCAUUCCAGUCUAUGUUAGGUCCUAAUGGUGGGCGGAAUCGCAAACGCCCCGCCCCCUCCGGGUGAAGGGGCGGGCCGUGGGUCGUGACGCCAUCAGAGGGCGCCCGAGAACGGACCGGACUCGGAUAGGCGAUGUUGGACUUGUUGGCCGUCGGCGGCCUGGUGCUGCUUCGGGAUUCUGUAGAGUGGGAGGGGCGCAGUCUUUUGAAGGCACUUAUCAAGAAAUCUGCUCUGUGUGGGGAACAAGUCCAUAUCCUGAGCUGUGAGGUGAGCGAAGAAGAGUUUCGUGAAGGUUUUGACUCUGAUGUCAACAACCGGUUGGUUUACUAUGACCUCUUCAGAGACCCUCUCAACUGGUCAAAAACUGGGGAGGCCUUUCCUGGGGGACCCCUGGGAGCCUUGAGAGCCAUAUGCAAGAGGACAGAUUCUGGGCCUGUCACCAUUGCUCUUGAUUCACUCAGCUGGCUAUUGCUUCACCUUCCCUGCACCAUGCUCUGCCAGACCCUGCAUGCUCUGAGCCGUCAAGACGUCUGUCCUGGUGACAGCUCCCCAGUGAGGCAAGUACGUGUACUGGGCUUGCUACAUGAAGAGCUUCAUGGUCCAGGCCCCAUGGCAGCACUCAGCAGCCUUGCUCAGACUGAGGUGACUCUGAGUUGUACAAUGGGCCAAGCCUCCGCCCACAUCCACUGUCAGAGGCCCCGACAGCGCCCGACUCACCAGACUCAGUUGUUCUCCAUCCUGCCAGACUUCAGCCUGGAUCUCCAAGAGGGGCCCCCUCCAGAAUCCCAGCCCCACCUAGAUCCUCACACACCCCCGGUGGAUCCCAUGGCACAUUUGACUUUUAACCUUCGCCUGUCCAACAAAGAGAGAGAAGCCAAAGAUAGCCUGACCCUGCCCUUCCAGUUCAGCUCUGAAAAAAACAGCAGGCUCUACUGCACCCUGGGCCAGGUCAGACUACCAGUCACAUCUUCUAUGAGCCAGAUGCUUAUGAUGACCUGGACCAAGAAGACCCAGAUGACGACCUAGAUAUUUGAGUGGCCAGAUUGGACUGGGCUGUAAUUGGAGGGGGAAGGGGAAGACCUUAAGCCCGGUACCAUCAUUCUGUUGAUUUUGUUGGCCUUACCCUGCCCCCUCUUUGUUCCCUGUGACUAUGGAGGCCCUGCUCUCUGAGCCAGGAAGCAGCAUCUGAUAAUGACAGAAAGUGCAAUGAGGGCAUAGGUGAGAGAGAAUAGAAUACCCCCCAAUGCCUAAUAAAAUUUGUGUUUUUCUAUUAAAAAA